Messenger RNA from Tigriopus californicus, 1985 nucleotides. Its product is annotated as scoloptoxin SSD14-like. The record is from RefSeq and is a predicted model, not a curated record. Gene Ontology annotation, cellular component: plasma membrane. NCBI's taxonomy places the organism in Eukaryota, Metazoa, Arthropoda, Copepoda, Harpacticoida, Harpacticidae. Gene Ontology annotation, biological process: glutathione catabolic process. Gene Ontology annotation, molecular function: glutathione gamma-glutamate hydrolase.
UUAACCAUGCUGUCAAAGAGUCCUAAAUCAUUAUUUGUGGGUUUAUCCAUUGCCUUUGGCUUGUCCACCUUAGGUUUGAUCGUGUUCUUGAUAGUGCGUGAAGUGUCUAUCUCCGAAUGGCUCUCUGCAGAAAAGUUGACCCUCUAUCAAUCCAAUCACGAUGAUAGGCCCUUGCAUUGGCACAAGAGCCAUUACCGAUUUGAGAAUCCUGACCAUCCCCUCGGAAUCUAUUCGAAUGCGGCUAUUGGGAUUGACGCUCCUUUAUGUGCGGGAAUUGCCAAGGAUGUCUUGAAGCGCAACGGAACCGCCGUGGAUGCGGCCAUUGCCGCUCUUUUUUGCGACGGCGUCGUCCACCCGGCCAGUAUGGGAUUGGGUGGAGGUUUCAUCAUGACCAUCUUCAUCAAGAGCGAGAACAAAGUCUACAGCCUUAUGGCUAGAGAAACCGCGCCUCAAAACGCAUUCGAAACCAUGUUCGUCAACGAUAGCUAUGCAGCGCGGAAAGGGGCCUUGGCCGUGGCAGUGCCUGGCGAACUACUCGGCUAUGAGGAAGCUAAGAAGCGAUUUGGUAAUCCUGAUAUCACGUGGGCUUCAUUGAUUGAGCCGAGUAUUCAGCUCUGUGAGCAAGGGGUCCCACUCUCCGAGACAUUGAGCCACUAUUUUAAAAAGGACUAUGUCCAAGAUUAUCUGCGAUCAAAUGAAGCAUUACGUUAUCAAGCGGGCGAGAAGUACCGGAGACCCUUACUGGGCUCAAGUUUAAGGAAAUUCGCUGAGAAAGGCGCCAAAGAGUUGUAUGGUGGAGACACUGGACGAAAACUAGUCGGCGAUCUCAAGAAAUUGGGAGGCAUCUUGGAAUUGGAUGAUUUGAUUAACUACAAGGUCAAAUGGGAGGAGCCGACGAAAAUCCAUCUGGAGCGGGGGAACCUGUCAGUGUUUUCCAGUCCUCCUCCAGCUUCCGGUGCCAUCUUAAUGGGCAUCCUGGGCACUCUUGACCACUUGAACAUGACGCAAGAGGAAGCAUCAUCCGUAAAAUCCUACCAAAAGUUUGUGGAAACGCUCAAGUUUGCCUUCGCCCAAAGAACCUUUAUGGCUGAUUGGAACUCGCCGAAACAUAGCACUCAAAUUCAGGCGUUGGUGCAGUAUCUGGCCUCGGAGAAGUUUGGACGCGAGACCAAAAUCAAGAUUCAAGACGAUUGGACCAGCCCCGACCCGUUUUACUAUGGAAUCGACCAAAGCACGGGAACCGAGGAUCAUGGUACAAGCCACUUAUCCAUCUUGGCAUCCAAUGGGGAUGCAGUCAGUGUUACCAGUACCGUUAACUGGGCCUUUGGCUGCGGGAUUUUGUCAGAAAGCACCGGAAUGAUCAUGAACAAUGAGAUGGACGAUUUCUCCAUCCCUGGAGUGGCCAAUGGGGCUGGAUUGGCCCCGUCCGAGGCCAACUUUAUUCAACCCGGCUCGAGGCCCGUCUCCUCCAUGGUUCCGACCAUUAUUUUGGAUUCAUCCAACAAUGUUCGACUGGUCAUUGGCGCUGCCGGGGGGCCAAAAAUUAUCACCGCCACCGCCUUUUCGAUUUUGCAAAACGAAUGGUUCGGGAGGAACAUCAAGGACGCCAUCAAUCAGCCACGCCUCCACCAUCAGUUGAUUCCCAUGAGAGUUGCGUUUGAACCGAAUCUUCACUCGAGUGUCGUUGACUAUCUCAAAACAAGUGGCCACGAAAUGUCGGAGGUAGGGCCUGAAAGUUACUUGGGCAAUGUGGUGGGUGUGGCUCGGAAUGAGGCCAUCCUUACCGUGUAUGCAGAUCAACGAAAGUCUGGUUCCAUAGCAGGAUAUUGACCCCCCCGGCUGCUGAACCAUUUCCGGGAAACUAGAUGCAUAUAUUGUGUAAUGUUGACGAAGACAGAAGCUCAUAAAGGCUCGGAAGAGGAAGAUCAAUUAAGAAAUAAAUUAUGUCAAAACUGAGACGCAAUAUACUUUAGCCACUUUUGACA